Kuraishia capsulata CBS 1993 is the source of this 639-nucleotide messenger RNA. RefSeq lists its product as uncharacterized. The transcript has a single exon. Gene Ontology annotation, cellular component: mitochondrial inner membrane. The coding region runs from base 1 to 639 and encodes 212 amino acids. Gene Ontology annotation, biological process: mitochondrial respiratory chain complex IV assembly. The record is from RefSeq and is a predicted model, not a curated record. NCBI's taxonomy places the organism in Eukaryota, Fungi, Ascomycota, Pichiomycetes, Pichiales, Pichiaceae.
AUGUUCAGAGCUAUUAGGUUUUCGCGUGCAUGUGGAAAUAUGGGGCUGAUGAAGCAGUGUCAAACAAGACCACUGACAGUCUCAUCGAAGCACCCGCUAAACCUGUUGAUGAGCCCGUUAAACAUGCCACUAAGAACGGUGCAUUCAAAAGCAGAAUCAAUUCAGCAUACCGCUGAUGAGCUCAGCGAGCUUAAGGAUGGAAGAAGGCCGAUGACGGUGCAUGACGAUUUGCCAGAUCCGCUAAGGGAGGGAAGGCUGAACAAGACCUAUUUUGUGUGCUUUUCAAUCCUCAUGUCGGGUGCCCUUUUUGGUAUCUUCAACUACGAGAAAACCAGUUCUCCCGUGAUGAAUGCUACGAUGUACUGCUUGCGUCGUUCUGAUUUUGCGAGAGAGGCCAUUGGAAAAGAGAUCACAUUCGCUGGAACCGUUCCAUGGGUGCAUGGUAUUCUGAAUACCAUGAAGGGACAGAUCGAUAUUGGUGUCAAUGUUCAAGGAAAUAUCGACACUGCCAAAAUGGAGCUCAAGGCGAACAGAGAUAGCAGACUUCAGGAGUUCACUAUUGAGAGAUGGAACUUGGUGUUGAAGAACGGGAAGGUGAUCAACUUGCUUGAUGAUCCUUCGAUCGAGAUUGCGUUUUAG